Molecule: messenger RNA, 959 nt
Organism: Enterobius vermicularis (human pinworm)
Lineage: Eukaryota; Metazoa; Nematoda; Chromadorea; Rhabditida; Oxyuridae
Source: the annotation of a GenBank genome assembly
UUGAGUCUUUCAUUAUUCCGCUUCUCAGUCAGUUUAUUCGGAUUUUCAACUGUAGAGUCUGCCAAUGCUACCGAAACUUCUUUGAAUUCUUCCAUUGAAAGUAAUGGCGAUCUUGGAACUGCUGUUGGUAAUAUCAGUUUGUCGGACGAAGAUUUGGACACUGAAAGAUGCAUUUACUGUGAUGGUUUUUUGAGAGUAAAGAGACUUACAAGUCAUCCGCAAUACUGUUCCAAAAAGUGUCGAGGACGUUCAGCUGAUUCUUCUUUCCAACAGUCAGAGAACAGAUCUCCUGCGUCUGCCAACAUAACAUCCACUAGCGCCGUAUUGCCAGUUCCCGAUGCGACAGUUUAUGCGUCACCUGUCCGCUCAGCACCCGUUUCACCGGAUGCGCAGCAGCGACCACAAAGGACUUUAAUCAUAAAAAUGGGCUCAGUAACAAGUCCUGAAAGUCCUCAUGCCUCUACACUUUGUCAGACUACUGAAGACGUCACUUCAGCGGAAGCGCGUCAUGCAGCUCUUCAUAAACCUGCACCCAGGGUUUACCUUCCAUCUGCUCCUGCCUUUGUUGUAAGAGCGCCGCAGGUUUCUGAAACACAAGUUACUCCGCCUCACGCCGCAGGACCUUCCGUUCAUGGCCCAUCGACUUAUGCUGCGUCUGUUUUGGAUCAUACAGUCCCCAGGAACUUCGAUGCUCGGGAAGGGAACGUACUUCCAGAUGGACAUCCGAGGACCUGGACUUGCGACGAAGUAGCUACAUGGGUAACGCGAGUGACCGGAACAGACGCUAUUGGAGAGAAAUUUAGAAAUCAGGAUGUUGAUGGUCAAUCAUUGUUACUGAUGGCUGAAAGCGAAGGGGGUAUUGCUGCUCUUUUAACGCAGAAGCUACUCCUGAAGUUAGGACCCGUUUUGAAGCUAGAAAAGGCGUUGAAAGAUUUGAUUGCGAGAAACAACGACUGAAA